Perca flavescens (yellow perch) is the source of this 790-nucleotide messenger RNA. RefSeq names its product Rho GDP dissociation inhibitor (GDI) gamma (gene arhgdig). Gene Ontology annotation, molecular function: Rho GDP-dissociation inhibitor activity; protein binding. The transcript is spliced from 6 exons. Gene Ontology annotation, biological process: Rho protein signal transduction. Gene Ontology annotation, cellular component: cytoplasm; cytosol; membrane. The record is from RefSeq and is a predicted model, not a curated record. The coding region runs from base 21 to 647 and encodes 208 amino acids. Lineage: Eukaryota; Metazoa; Chordata; Actinopteri; Perciformes; Percidae.
UUGGGGGUCAGGUGCUGGAGAUGCUGUGGUUAACAAUGUGCUACAGAGGUCUAAUGGCUGACAAAAAGGAUUGGCCUAUUGAGGAUGAAGAGGAUGACAGAAACCUAAACUACAUUGCUCCGGUCCAGAAGAGUUUGGAGGAGAUUCGGCAACUGGACAAAGAUGACGAGAGUCUCGUCAAGUACAAGCAGACCCUGCUGGGGAGGGAAACACUGCCGUCAGACCCCACGGCCUGUAAUGUCCAGGUGACCAGACUGACCCUGCUGUGUGACGAGGCUCCUGAACCAAUCACCAUGGACCUGACAGAUGACCUGGGGGCUCUGAAGGAGAAGACCUUCUCUCUAAAGGAAGGAGUGACGUACAGACUAAAGAUUCACUUCAAGGUGAACAGAGAAAUUGUUGCUGGCUUGCGGUACCAUCAAGUGACCACCAGAAAAGGAAUAAAAGUGAACAAGGCAAUGCACAUGGUGGGGAGUUACGGCCCAAAGGAAGAGGAGCACGAGUUUAUUUGCCCGACCGAUGAGGCACCCAAAGGCCUGAUGUCACGUGGCUACUAUCAGGUCAAGUCCUGCUUCAUUGACGACGACAAGAACGCCUACUUGGAAUGGGAGUGGAACUUCAACAUCACUAAGGACUGGAAGGAAUAGAUAAAGAGAGAGGGAGAAAGAUGAUGCUACUCUUCCCUUCUUUCACUCCUAUUCUUCACCUCCCUCUUUUUCCCCCCCUUUCACCCUCCUCCAUCUCGUCCCGUGAGAGCAGACUUGCAAGGGUCUGAGACGGGAGGCUCUAC